Messenger RNA from Emericellopsis cladophorae, 2118 nucleotides. Its product is annotated as Nitrogen permease regulator-like protein. Gene Ontology annotation, cellular component: GATOR1 complex. Gene Ontology annotation, biological process: negative regulation of TORC1 signaling; positive regulation of autophagy; TORC1 signaling. The record is from RefSeq and is a predicted model, not a curated record. The transcript is spliced from 3 exons. The coding region runs from base 1 to 2118 and encodes 705 amino acids. Lineage: Eukaryota; Fungi; Ascomycota; Sordariomycetes; Hypocreales; Bionectriaceae.
AUGUCCUCCGUCAAUAGCGACAACUUUCUCGCUGUCGCGCUCGUCAUCAACCGCUCCCGCGACGGGCCGGCCUUUGUCUUCCACUACCCGGCGCAGGUCCAGCACAAUGCUACCGACACGGGCGCCGGAGCCGAUCUCGAGGACAUACUGCUCGAGCGGUUGGUGCAACCCGCAAACCACAACACUUCGGUCGCGAACGAGCAGCUGCCCCGCCAGUGGGACCGUGAUGAGCACAUUGUGACCGACUCGGGCGCGCAGAUUGUGCCCUGGGAGCACGUAGCUGGGUUUCCGGCACGGGACCUGGCUGGCAUGUUGACACCUGCGAGGCCUUACCACAAGACUUUGUUCCAGCUAUCUCUGGACCCCCUCUACUGUGUCUCUUAUCCGAUCCACGUGCCUGAGAAUGGCAAGUGGAAGAAGCAGAAGAAGUCCGGCAAAGGCAAUGAUGGGGACAAGGCAUCCACUGUAACGGACGAUCAUGGGGUCUCUAACGAAGCCGACAUGUCGUCUGGCAAGCUGUCUGACAACACGAAAGAUAAGGAAUCGAAGAAGGAUGGCGACGAAGACGAAAAGCGAAGCUCCAUGACCAUGUUCAACCUGGUCUUCAUCCUGAGACCAAAGAUACACGAGGUGAAGGAGCUAGUGGACUCGCUCUACGUCAACGUGGUGAAGAAGGCCAACAAGGCGUACAAGUACAGCCAGCAGCAGAGCGAUUUUAUCUGGAAGGAAUCGAAGCGAAUCCUGGCGGCAAAGGACAAAGCGCGUGAAGAACAAAGGAAGAUGAGCAGCCUCUGGAAGGAGAUCCUGCAGAUCUCGUCGCUCGCAGCCUCCAUGCAAGAAAUCUACACGGCCGUCUCCCAGAACAAGAUUGCGGCUCUGCACCUCGAUACACCCCUCGGCAUCCUGACCCCGUCUUUCCAGAUCCCCGUGCCCUUCUACGUGGCCGACAUUCCUCAAGACUCGGGUCGUGACCAGAGCGGCCUUUGGCUCACGACCGCCAACGCUUUCCUUAGCCAAGACACUCUGGAAGAGCCCGGCUUCCUCGACCGCAAUUUUGCUCUCCUCCUGAUGGACGAUGAGAAGAAGAUCAUCGCGGAGCUCCAAUCGGACGCUGAUCCGUCCACCGCCUCCAUGGUCGAAUUCGUCCGGCUGUCCAAGCCGACAAUGUCCUUUCACCAGGUCGCCCAGAGCAACAUCCUCUCCCUCAGCCAAGUCCGCCGGUUCGCCCAGCACUUUAUCUACUGGCGUCGCGCCAUUACCAUCCCACCCUUACACGCUAGAGACGUGUACAUUGUGUCCCCCAACUGCGACCCACGACGUCUCCCGCAGGACAGCGUCGAGUGGCAGCGCCUGUUCCCCGUGGCGCCCCCGUUGCCCAACUUCCUCGGCGAGCUGAGCCAGAGUCCACGCCCGUACAAGCACUUUUGCCCCAGCAAGGCGCAUCGCCCCUCGUACCUGCACAUGCUUGCCUGGCUCAUGCGGCGUGGGUGGGUGACACAGCUCUGCACAUAUGCCUACGUCGUCGUAUGGCCGGAAAUCAUCUACGAGGUCGAGUACGAAAUGGAGGCCGAGGAUCUGGCGGCUGCGUCCACUUCGUCGCUGGAGCAGGCGAAGCCCCCGACCAUUGUGGAGGAAUACGAGCAUCCCUUGUCCCCGACAUCCACGAUUGAUACUGCACAGCAGCAGCAGCCGCCGCCGCCGCCGCCGCCUUCAUCGCCACCCGCAAAUCCGUCAUCAACUGAACACGUCGCCGAGCGAGCUCGUCUCGAGCGCAUCGCCACCAAGGCGCACCACCGUGCUACGGAGCGAGCCAUUACCCAUGCCCGCAAGACGCCGCCUCAGCCCACGCCUCAUCCAUCGCUGAACGACGCACCUCAUCUCAAAGGCUUGACGCCGCACAUCAUUCUAGAUGCGAAGAAGGCAACGGGCAAGGAGGCUCGGUACUUGUCUGCCAUUGGAAAGAGGUUCACCGACGAUCGGGGCAAGCAGGCGUGGCAACUCUUCUGCAAGUACUUUGACGGCCGCUGCGCUUUGGAGAGAGUGGCACUACAGGAGGACAUGAAGCGAAAGGAGGUGUGGAAUCUUUUGACGAACAUGACUGAAACCGGCGAGCCAUGA